Molecule: messenger RNA, 15177 nt
Organism: Trachemys scripta elegans
Lineage: Eukaryota; Metazoa; Chordata; Testudines; Emydidae
Gene: RYR1
Product: ryanodine receptor 1
Biological process (GO): intracellular calcium ion homeostasis; calcium ion transmembrane transport
Cellular component (GO): calcium channel complex; Z disc; sarcolemma
Molecular function (GO): ryanodine-sensitive calcium-release channel activity; protein binding
Source: RefSeq, a predicted model, not a curated record
GCCACCAUCCUCAAGGAGCAACUCAAGCUGUGCCUGGCGGCCGAGGGCUUCGGCAACCGCCUCUGCUUCCUGGAGUCGACCUCCAACGCCCAGAAUGUCCCCCCGGACCUGGCUAUCUGCUGCUUCAUCCUGGAGCAGUCGCUCUCCGUCCGCGCCCUGCAGGAGAUGCUGGCGAACACCAUGGAGGUGGGCAGCGAGUCUUCACAGGGCGGUGGGCACAGGACCCUGCUCUACGGCCACGCCAUCCUGCUCCGCCAUUCUCACAGCGCCAUGUAUCUGAGCUGCCUGACCACGUCCCGCUCCCUGACGGACAAACUGGCCUUCGAUGUGGGGCUGCAGGAGGACGCCUCAGGGGAAGCCUGCUGGUGGAUCAUCCACCCCGCCUCCAAGCAGCGGUCAGAGGGUGAAAAGGUUCGAGUCGGGGAUGACCUCAUCUUGGUCAGCGUCUCCUCUGAGCGCUACCUGCACCUCUCCACGGCCAGCGGGGACCUGCAGGCCGACGCCUCCUUCAUGCAGACGCUCUGGAACAUGAACCCCAUCUGCUCGGGCUGCGAGGAAGGGUACGUGACGGGAGGUCAUGUCAUGCGUCUCUUCCACGGGCACAUGGACGAAUGCCUCACCAUCUCCUCCAGCGAGCAGGGCGAGGAGGAGCGCAGGGUGGUGAACUACGAGGGUGGCGCCGUUUGCACCCACGCCCGCUCCCUCUGGAGGCUGGAGCCCUUGCGCAUCAGCUGGAGCGGGAGCUACAUGCGAUGGGGGCAGCAGUUCCGGGUGCGGCACGUCACCACCGGGCGCUACCUGGGCCUGACCGAGGAGAAGGGGCUGGUCGUGUUGGACGCCGAGAAAGCCAACACCAAGGCCACGGCCUUCUGCUUCCGCGCCUCCAAGGAGAAGCUGGACGUGGCGCCCAAGCGGGACGUGGAGGGCAUGGGGGCCGCAGAGAUCAAGUACGGCGAGACCAUGUGCUUCGUGCAGCACGCGGCCAGCGGCCUGUGGCUGACGUACGCCGCGCCCGACGCCAAGGCCCUGCGCCUCGGGCUGCUCAAGAGGAAGGCCAUCCUGCACCAGGAGGGGCACAUGGACGACGCCCUGUCCCUGACCCGCUGCCAGCACGAGGAAUCGCAGGCCGCCCGCAUCAUCUACAGCACCAGUGGCCUCUACAGCCACUUCGUCCGGGGCCUGGACAGCCUGAGCGGGAAGGGCAAGGCGGGCACCGGGGCCGCGCUGCCCAUCGACGGGAUGAUUCUGAGCCUGCGGGACCUGAUCAUCUACUUCCAGCAUCCGGAGGAGGAGCUGCGGCACGAGGAGAAGCAGGGCCGGCUGCGCUCACUCAAGAGCCGCCAGAACCUCUUCCAGGAGGAGGGCAUGAUCACGCUGGUGCUGGACUGCAUCGACCGCCUCAACCUGUACAGCACGGCCGCCCACUUCGCCGAGUUCGCGGGCGAGGAGGCGGCCGAGUCCUGGAAGGAGAUCGUCAACCUCCUGUACGAGCUGCUGGCCUCGCUGAUCCGGGGCAACCGCUCCAACUGCGCCCUCUUCUCCAACAACCUGGACUGGCUGGUCAGCAAACUCGACCGGCUGGAGGCCUCCUCCGGGAUCCUGGAGGUGCUGUAUUGCGUCCUCAUCGAGAGCCCCGAGGUGCUGAACAUCAUCGAGGAGAACCACAUCAAAUCCAUCAUCUCCCUGCUGGACAAGCACGGCCGCAACCACAAGGUCCUCGACGUGCUCUGCUCUCUGUGCGUCUGCAACGGGGUGGCCGUGCGCUCCAACCAGAACCUCAUCACCGAGAAUCUGCUCCCGCGCCGCGACCUGCUCCUGCAGACCAGCCUCAUUAACUACGUCACCAGCCUGCGCCGCCUCUUGUUCCGGGGCACGCACGAGGGCUCGACGCAGUACAAGAAGUGGUACUACGAGCUGAUUGUGGAUUACGUGGAGCCCUUCGUCACGGCGCAGGCCACCCACCUGCGCGUGGGCUGGGCCAUGACCGAGGGCUACAGCCCCUACCCCGGGGGCGGGGAGGGCUGGGGCGGCAACGGCGUGGGGGACGACCUGUACUCCUUUGGCUUCGACGGCCUGCACCUCUGGUCAGGUCGCGUGGCCCGCGCCGUGGCCUCGCCCGGCCAGCACACGCUGGCGGCCGACGACGUGGUGAGCUGCUGUCUGGACCUGAGCGUGCCCAGCAUGUCCUUCCGCAUCAACGGCUUCCCCGUGCAGGGCAUGUUCGAGAACUUCAACGUGGACGGGCUCUUCUUCCCCGUGGUCAGCUUCUCCGCAGGCAUUAAGGUCCGCUUCCUCCUGGGGGGCCGCCACGGCGACUUCAAGUUCCUGCCCCCCCCGGGCUACACGCCCAGCUUCGAGGCCCUGCUGCCCCGCGAGCGGAUGCGGGUGGAGCCCAUCAAGGAGUACAGGCAGGACGUGGGCAACGUCCGCAGUCUGCUGGGGCCCACCCAGGCCCUGUCCCACACGGCCUUCACCCCCUGCCCCGUCGACACCCAGCAGAUCGUCCUCCCCCCACACCUGGAGAGGAUCCGUGAGAAGCUGGCAGAGAAUAUCCACGAGCUGUGGGCGCUGACCCGGAUCGAGCAGGGCUGGACCUACGGGCCUAUCCGGGACGACAACAAGCGGCUUCACCCCUGCCUGCUGGAUUUCUACAGCCUGCCCGAGCCAGAGAGGAACUACAACCUGCAGAUGUCGGGGGAGACCUUGAAGACGCUGCUGGCGCUGGGCUGUCACGUGGGCAUGGCCGACGAGAAGGCCGAGGAGAACCUCAAGAAGACCAAGCUGCCCAAAACGUACAUGAUGUCCAAUGGCUACAAGCCGGCCCCGCUGGACCUGGCCCACGUCAAGCUGACCCCGGCCCAGAACACGCUGGUGGACAAGCUGGCCGAGAACGGCCACAACGUGUGGGCCCGGGACCGCGUCAGCCAGGGCUGGACCUACAGCAUCGUGCAGGACAUCAAGAACAAGCGGAACCCGCGCCUGGUGCCCUACAACCUGCUGGACGAACGGACCAAAAAAACGAACCGCAACAGCCUGUGCGAGGCCGUGCGAACGCUGAUCGGCUACGGCUACAACAUCGAACCCCCCGACCAGGAGACCUCGGCCCAGGGAGUGCCCACGGUGCGCUCGGAGCGGGUACGGGUUUUCCGGGCAGAGCAGUGCUACGCUGUGCGGGUCGGGAGGUGGUACUUCGAGUUCGAGGCGGUGACCACGGGCGAGAUGCGCGUGGGCUGGGCCCGGCCGGACGUGCGCCCCGACGUGGAGCUGGGGGCCGACGAGCUCGCCUACGUUUUCAACGGCCACCGGGGCCAGCGCUGGCACGUCGGCAGUGAGCCCUUCGGCCGCUCCUGGCAGCCGGGCGACGUGGUCGGCUGCAUGAUCGACCUGACCGAGAACCACAUCAUGUUCACGCUCAACGGGGAGAUGCUGAUCAGUGACUCGGGCUCCGAGCUGGCCUUCAAGGACAUCGAAAUCGGAGAAGGCUUCCUCCCGGUGUGUAGCCUGGGCCUGGGCCAGGUGGGACGGCUGAACCUAGGCCAGGAGGUCAGCAGCCUGCGGUACUUCCCCAUCUGCGGGCUGCAGGAGGGCUUCGAGCCCUUCGCCAUCAACAUGAAACGCGACAUCAGCAUGUGGUUCAGCAAGAGCCUGCCGCAGUUCUCCCCCAUCCCCCCCGAGCACCCCCACUACGAGGUGUCGCGCAUCGACGGCACGGUGGACAACCCGCCCUGCCUGAAGCUGACGCACCGGACCUUCGGCUCGCAGAACGCGGUGAGCGAGUUGCUCUUCCUCCGGCUCAGCAUGCCCGUGGAGUUCCACGAGAAGUUCAAGUGCACGGCGGGGGCCACGCCCCUCACCCGCGCCCUCACCAUCCCCGAGGAGGACGUCAAGGACGUGGACCUCGACUCCGAGUUCGAGGUGCUCCGGAAGUCGGCCGGCCGUAAGGAGGCCGAGGAGGCCGAGAAGGAGAAGCAGGGGGGGCCCCUGGCCUCCCCCAAGGAGCCCCCCAGGGCGGAGAACGAGAAGGACGCGGCAUCGGAGAAGAGCAAAAUCAAGAGGGGCUUCCUGUUCAAGGCGAAGAAGGCCGCGUUCAUCACCCCGCCCCCGGCGGUGCCCUCUGUGCAGCGCCUGGAGGAAGACGUGGUGCCCGACGACCGCGACGACCCCGAGAUCAUCAUGAACACCACCACGUACUACCACUCGGUGCGGAUCUUCGCGGGCCAGGAGCCCACCUGCGUCUGGGUGGGCUGGGUCACCCCCGACUACCAUCAGCACGACAUGACCUUCGACCUGAGCAAGGUGCGCACCGUCACCGUCACCAUGGGCGACGACCAGGGCCACAUCCACGACAGCAUCAAACGCAGCAAUUGCUACCUGGUGUGGGGCGGGGAGUUCGUGAGCAGCGGGCAGCAGACCCGGGUCAGCACCGUCGACCUGGUGCUCGGCUGCCUGGUCGACCUGGCCACGGGGCUCAUGACCUUCACGGCCAACGGCAAGGAGAUCAACACCUUCUACCAGGUGGAGCCGAACACCAAACUCUUCCCGGCCGUCUUCGUCCUUCCCACGAGCCAGAAUGUCAUCCAGUUCGAGCUGGGCAAGAUGAAGAACAUCAUGCCCCUCUCAGCCGCCAUGUUCCACAGCGAGCGGAAGAACCCCGAGCCACAGUGCCCGCCGCGCCUCGUCAUCCAGAUGCUGACACCGGUGACAUGGAGCCGCGUGCCGAACGAGUUCCUGACCGUGGAGACAGCCCGCAUCAGCGACCGGCACGGCUGGAUGGUGGAGUGCGGUGACCCCCUGGUCAUGAUGGCCUUGCACAUCCCCGAGGAGAGCCGGUGCAUCGACAUCCUGGAGCUGUCGGAGCAGCUGGCCCUGCUGACGUUCCAGCACCACUCGCUGCAGCUGUACUGCGCCGUGUGCGCCCUGGGCAACAACCGAGUGGCGCACGCCCUGUGCAGCCACGUGGACGAGUCCCAGCUGCUGUAUGCCAUCGAGAGCCCCCACCUGCCCGGCCCGCUGCGCAGCGGCUACUACGACCUCCUCAUGAGCAUGCACCUGGAGUCGGCCAAGCGGGCCCGGCUCACCAUGAACAGCGAGUUCAUCGUGCCCAUGACGGACGCCACCAAGAGCAUCCGGCUCUUCCCCGAGAACAGCCGGAAGCCCGGCCUGCCCGGCGUGGGCAUCAGCACCUGCCUGCGCCCGCCCCUGCACUUCGCCCCGCCCUGCUUCGUCAGCACCAGCCCCGAGCGCUACCAGCUGAGCCCCGAGCUGCCGCUGGAGGCGCUGAAGCUGAAGGCGCUGGCCAUGCUGACGGAGGCGGUGCAGGACGGCGGGCAGCACAGCCGGGACCCGGUGGGCGGCAGCGUCCAAUUCCACUUCGUGCCCGUCCUCAAGCUGGUCUCCACCCUGCUGGUCAUGGGCGUCUUCGGGGACGAGGACGUGCGGCACAUCCUGCGCAUGAUCGAGCCGGCCGUCUUCGGGGAGCCCGCCGAGGAGGAGCGGGGCGAGGCGGAGAAGCCGGAGGAGGAGGAGGGGGAGAAGGCCGGGGUGAAGGCUGGCGAGGAGGAGGCCGAGGAGCUGGAGGAGGGGCUGCUGCAGAUGAAACUGCCCGAGUCGGUCAAGCUGCAGAUGUGCAACCUGCUGCAGUACUUCUGUGACCGGGAGCUGCAGCACCGGGUGGAGGCGAUCAUCGCCUUCUCGGAGCGCUACAUGGACCGGCUCCAGAGCAACCAGCGCCAGCGCUAUGGGCUCCUCAUGCAGGCGUUCACCAUGUCGGCCGCCGAGACCGCCCGGCGCACCCGCGAGUUCCGCUCACCCCCGCAGGAGCAGAUCAACAUGCUGCUGCACUUCAAGCAAGGGGCGGACGAGGAGGAGUGCCCGGUGCCCGAGGACAUCCGUGACGAGCUGCUGGAUUUCCACACCGACCUGCUGAGCCACUGCGGUGAGGGGCCCCCGCCCGUCCCGCUGGGUACCACAGUAAGAACAGUCCCAGUUCGUCACACCCACACUUCCCUGCUCCAGAUCGUGAGAGGCCAGUGGAGGACCCCCCCCUCACACACACACACACUCCCUUCACCGGCAGCUCAGCCCCCAGCGUGGCUAAAGCCCAGCCUGGUGCCGCUCGCUCCGCAGGGUCCAUAUCCCCCCGUCCCCUUCUCCCUCUGCAGAAACAUCAUGAACAACAAAGUCUUCUACCAGCACCCCAACCUGAUGCGAGCGCUGGGCAUGCACGAGACGGUCAUGGAGGUGAUGGUCAACGUGCUGGGAGGGGGCGAGUCCAAGGAGAUUCGCUUCCCGAAGAUGGUCACCAACUGCUGCCGCUUCCUCUGCUACUUCUGCCGCAUCAGCCGCCAGAACCAGCGCUCCAUGUUCGACCACCUCAGCUACCUGCUGGAGAACAGCGGCAUCGGGCUGGGCAUGCGGGGAUCCACGCCCCUGGACGUGGCUGCUGCCUCCGUCAUCGACAACAACGAGCUGGCGCUGGCGCUGCAGGAGCAGGACCUGGAGAAGGUGGUGAUGUACCUGGCGAGUUGCGGCCUGCAGAGCUGCCCCAUGCUGCUGGCCAAGGGCUACCCCGACAUCGGCUGGAACCCCUGCGGGGGGGAGCGCUACCUGGACUUCCUGCGCUUCGCCGUCUUCGUCAACGGCGAGAGCGUGGAGGAGAACGCCAAUGUGGUGGUGCGGCUACUGAUCCGCCGGCCCGAGUGCUUCGGGCCUGCCCUGCGCGGCGAGGGCGGCAGUGGGCUGCUGGCCGCCAUCGAAGAGGCCAUCAAGAUCUCGGAGGACCCGGCCCGGGACGGGCCCACCGUGAAGAAGGACCGUCGGCGGGAGCUGUUUGGGGGGGAGGAGACGCAUGAGGAGAACCGAGUGCACCUGGGCAACGCCAUCAUGUCCUUCUACGCGGCGCUGAUCGACCUGCUGGGGCGCUGCGCCCCCGAGAUGCAUCUGAUUCAGGCCGGGAAGGGCGAGGCGCUGCGGAUCCGGGCCAUCCUGCGCUCCCUGGUGCCCCUGGACGACCUUGUCGGCAUCAUCAGCCUUCCGCUUCAGAUCCCUGCCUUUGGCAAGGACGGGAACGUGGUGGAGCCCCGGAUGUCGGCCAGCUUCGUGCCGGAUCACAAGGCGCCCAUGGUGCUGUUCCUGGACCGCGUCUACGGCAUCGAGAGCCAGGACUUCCUGCUGCACGUGCUGGAGGUCGGCUUCCUGCCCGACAUGCGGGCCGCCGCCUCGCUCGACACCGCCGCCUUCAGCACGACGGAGAUGGCGCUGGCCCUGAACCGGUACCUGUGCUGCGCCGUGCUGCCCCUCGUCACCAAGUGCGCGCCCCUCUUCGCGGGCACCGAGCACCGCGCCAUCAUGGUGGACUCCAUGCUGCACACCAUCUACCGGCUGUCCCGCGGGCGCUCCCUCACCAAGGCCCAGCGCGACGUCAUCGAGGAGUGUCUCAUGGCCCUUUGCCGGUACAUCCGGCCCUCCAUGCUACAGCACCUGCUGCGGCGGCUGGUCUUCGACGUGCCCAUCCUCAAUGAGUUUGCCAAGAUGCCCCUGAAGCUCCUGAACAACCACUACGAGCGGUGCUGGAAGUAUUACUGUCUGCCCACCGGCUGGGCCAGCUACGGGGUGAGCUCCGAGGAGGAACUGCACCUCACCCGCAAGCUCUUCUGGGGCAUCUUCGACUCCCUGGCCCACAAGAAGUUCAAGGCGGAGCUGUACAAGCUGGCCAUGCCCUGCCUGUGCGCCAUCGCCGGCGCCCUGCCCCCCGACUACGUGGACGCCAGCUACUCCUCCAAGAUGGAGAAGAAGGCCUCUGUGGACGCCGAGGGCAACUUCGACCCCAAGCCCGUCGAGACCCUCAACGUCAUCAUCCCCGAGAAGCUGGACACGUUUAUCAACAAAUACGCCGAGCACACGCACGAGAAGUGGGCCUUUGACAAGAUCCAGAACAACUGGACCUUCGGGGAGACGAUCGAUGAGGAGGCCAAGACCCACCCCAUGCUGCGUCCCUACAAGACCUUCUCUGAAAAGGACAAGGAGAUCUACCGCUGGCCCAUCAAGGAGUCUCUCAAAGCCAUGAUCGCCUGGGAGUGGACGGUGGAGAAGCCCCACGAGGGCGAGGAGGAGAAGACAGAGAAGAAGAAGACGCGGAAGAUCUCGCAGUCGGCCCAGGCGACCUACGACCCCAGCCACGGCUACAACCCCCAGCCCAUCGACCUGUUGGGGGUGACGCUCUCCCGGGAGCUGCAGGCCAUGGCAGAGCAGCUGGCUGAGAACUAUCACAACACCCGGGGGCGUAAAAGAAGAAGGAGGCGGGGGGCCGCAGGGGGCGGCUCCCACCCGCUGCUGGUGCCCUACGACACGCUGACGGCCAAGGAGAAGGCCCGGGACCGCGAGAAGGCCCAGGAGCUGCUCAAAUUCCUACAGAUGAACGGCUACGCUGUGACCAGGGGGCUGAAGGACAUGGAGCUCGACUCCUCUUCCAUCGAGAAGCGAUUUGCCUACGGCUUCCUGCAGCAGCUGCUCAAGUGGAUGGACAUCUCGCAAGAGUUCAUCGCCCACCUGGAGGCCGUAGUGAGCAGCGGGCGGGUGGAGAAAUCGCCCCACGAGCAGGAGAUCAAGUUCUUUGCCAAGAUCCUGCUGCCUCUCAUCAACCAGUACUUCCACAACCACUGCCUCUACUUCCUGUCCACACCCGCCAAGGUGCUGGGCAGCGGGGGCCAUGCCUCCAACAAGGAGAAGGAGAUGAUCACCAGCCUUUUCUGCAAGCUUGCAGCCCUGGUCAGGCACCGGGUCUCUCUGUUCGGCACGGACGCUGCCGCCGUGGUGAAUUGCCUGCACAUCUUGGCUCGCUCCUUGGAUGCCAGGACCGUGAUGAAGUCAGGGCCAGAGAUCGUCAAGGCCGGGCUGCGCUCGUUCUUCGAGAGCGCCUCGGAGGACAUCGAGAAGAUGGUGGAGAACCUCAAGCUGGGCAAGGUGUCGCAGUCCCGCACCCAGGUGAAGGGCGUGGCGCAGAACAUCAACUACACCACGGUGGUGCUGCUGCCCGUGCUCACCUCCCUCUUCGAACACAUCGCCCAGCACCAGUUCGGGGACGACGUCAUCCUGGACGACGUCCAAGUCUCCUGCUACCGGACCCUGUGUAGCAUCUACUCCUUGGGCACCACCAGGAACCCCUACGUGGAGCGACAGCGCCCCGCCCUGGGCGAGUGUUUGGCCCGGUUGGCAGCCGCGAUGCCCGUGGCCUUCCUGGAGCCACACCUGAACAUGCACAAUCCAUGCUCCGUCUACACCACCAAGUCGCCGCGGGAGCGUGCUAUCCUCGGGCUGCCCAGCUGCGUGGAGGAGAUGUGUCCCGACAUCCCGGAGCUGGAGCGGCUCAUGAAGGAGAUCAGCGGGCUGGCGGAGUCGGGCGCCCGCUACACCGAGAUGCCGCACGUCAUCGAGGUCACGCUGCCCAUGCUCUGCAACUACCUGCCCCGCUGGUGGGAGCGGGGCCCCGAGACCGUCCCCCAGGGGCCCUGGUGCACCCAGGUAACCUCCGAGCACCUCAACACCCUGCUGGGCAACAUCCUCCGCAUCAUCGUCAACAACCUGGGCAUUGACGAGGCCUCCUGGAUGAAGAGGCUGGCAGUCUUCGCCCAGCCCAUCGUGAGCAAGGCGCGGCCCGAGCUGCUGCGCUCGCAUUUCAUCCCCACCAUGGACAAGCUGAAGAAGCGCUCGGGGAAGGUGGUGGCCGAGGAGGAGCAGCUGCGGCUGGAGGCCAAGACCGAGUCGGAGGACGCGGAGCUGCUGAUCCGGGACGAGUUCUCGGUGCUCUGCCGGGACCUGUACGCCCUCUACCCGCUGCUCAUCCGCUACGUGGACAACAACAGGGCCAAGUGGCUGAUGGAGCCCAACUCGGACGCCGAGGAGCUGUUCCGCAUGGUGGGCGAGGUGUUCAUCUACUGGUCCAAGUCGCAUAAUUUCAAGCGGGAGGAGCAGAACUUCGUGGUGCAGAACGAAAUUAACAACAUGUCCUUCCUGACGGCCGACAGCAAAAGCAAAAUGUCCAAGGCGGGCAGCUCAGAGCAGGAGCGGACCAAGAAGAAGCGGCGGGGGGAUCGCUACUCCGUGCAGACCUCGCUCAUCGUGGCCACGCUGAAGAAGAUGCUGCCCAUCGGCCUCAACAUGUGUUCGCCCACCGACCAGGAGCUCAUCACCCUGGCCAAGGGCCGCUACGCCCUGAAAGACACCGAUGAGGAGGUGCGGGAUGUUCUCAACAACAAUCUGCACCUGCAGGGCAAGUGCGAGAACCCCGCCUCCAUGCGCUGGCAGAUGGCUCUGUACCGCGAGAUGUCGGGCAAGGCCGAGGACGCCAACCGGCCCGAGAAGAUCGUGCGACGGGUGCAGGAGGUGUCGGCUGUGCUCUUCCACCUGGAGCAGACCGAGCACCCCUACAAGUCGAAGAAGGCCGUGUGGCACAAGCUGCUGUCCAAGCAGCGCCGUCGCGCUGUGGUCGCCUGCUUCCGCAUGACGCCGCUCUACAACAUGCCCAGGCACCGGGCCUGUAACAUGUUCCUGGAGAGCUACAAGCUGGCCUGGAUCGUCACGGAGGAGCACGCCUUCGAGGACAGGAUGAUCGACGACCUGGCCAAACCGGGCGAGGAGGAGGAGGAGGAGGAAGAGCAGAUGGAGAAGAAUCCCGACCCCCUGCACCAGCUCAUCCUGCACUUCAGCCGCACGGCGCUGACGGAGAAGAGCAAACUGGACGAGGACUAUCUGUACAUGGCCUACGCUGACAUCAUGGCGAAGAGCUGUCACAUUGAAGAAGGUGAAGAGGAAGGUGGUGAGAAAGACGAGGAGGAGACCGAAGGCUCAUUUGAGGAGAAGGAGAUGGAGAAGCAGAAGCUGCUCUACCAGCAGUCACGGCUGCACAAUCGUGGGGCGGCCGAGAUGGUGCUGCAGAUGAUCAGCGCCUGCAAAGGGGAGCCAGGCGCCAUGGUGUCCUCCACCCUCAAGCUGGGCAUCUCCAUCCUGAACGGAGGCAACGUGGAAGUGCAGCAGAAAAUGCUGGAUUACCUGAAGGAGAAGCGGGAGGUGGGUUUCUUCCAGAGCGUGCAGGCCCUGAUGCAGACCUGCAGUGUCCUGGACCUCAACGCCUUCGAGCGGCAGAACAAGGCCGAGGGGCUGGGCAUGGUGACGGAGGAAGGAACAAUCAUCCGUCGGGAAACUGGAGAGAAGGUGAUGGCAGACGACGAGUUCACGCAGGAUCUCUUCCGGUUCCUGCAGCUCCUGUGUGAGGGCCACAACAACGAUUUCCAGAACUACCUGCGCACGCAGACGGGGAACACGACCACCGUUAACAUCAUCAUCUGCACCGUGGACUAUCUGCUGCGACUGCAGGAGUCCAUCAGCGAUUUCUACUGGUACUACUCGGGCAAGGACAUCAUCGACGAGCAGGGCAAGCGCAACUUCUCCAAGGCCAUGGCCGUGGCCAAGCAGGUCUUCAACAGCCUGACAGAGUACAUCCAGGGCCCGUGCACGGGGAACCAGCAGAGCCUGGCGCACAGCAGGCUCUGGGACGCCGUGGUCGGCUUCCUCCACGUCUUUGCCCACAUGAUGAUGAAACUGGCUCAGGACUCCAGCCAGAUCGGGCUGCUGAAGGAGUUGCUGGAUCUGCAGAAGGACAUGGUGGUGAUGCUGCUGUCCCUGCUGGAGGGGAACGUGGUGAAUGGCACCAUUGCGCGGCAGAUGGUGGACAUGCUGGUGGAGUCGUCCAGCAACGUGGAGAUGAUCCUCAAGUUCUUCGACAUGUUCCUGAAGCUGAAGGACAUUGUGGCCUCGGACGCCUUCCUGGACUACAUCACCGACCCGCGGGGGCUUAUCUCCAAGAAGGACUUCCAGAAGGCCAUGGACAGCCAGAAGCAAUACACGACCUCCGAGAUCCAGUUCCUGCUCUCCUGCUCCGAGGCGGACGAGAACGAGAUGAUUAACUACGAGGAGUUCGCCAACCGCUUCCAAGAGCCGGCCAAGGACAUCGGCUUCAACGUGGCCGUGCUGCUCACCAACCUCUCGGAGCACGUGCCCCACGACAGCCGGCUCAAGACCUUCCUGGAGCUGGCGGACAGCAUCCUCAACUACUUCCGGCCCUACCUGGGCCGCAUUGAGAUCAUGGGGGCCAGCAAGCGCAUCGAACGCAUCUACUUCGAGAUCAGCGAGACCAACAAGGCCCAGUGGGAGAUGCCCCAGGUCAAGGAGUCCAAGCGGCAGUUCAUCUUCGACGUGGUCAACGAGGGCGGCGAGUCGGAGAAGAUGGAGCUCUUCGUCAACUUCUGCGAGGACACCAUCUUCGAGAUGCAGAUCGCGUCGCAGAUCUCGGAGGAGGAAGCGGGGAAGGAAGAGGAGGAGGAGGAAGAGGGCGAAGGCGGGGAGGGGACCGAGGCGGAGAAGGCGGCCGGGGCUCCUCCGGAGGCAACCUCAGCUUUUGGGGAGUUCCUGGCUGGGGUGCUGGACUUCUUCCACAUGUUCACCUACCGCAACGUGCGCCGCCAACUCCGCCGGCUGAAGAAGAUGACGGUCAAGGAGCUGGCGGUGGGCGUGAGCUCCUGCGUCUACGCCGUCUUCCUGGGCACGCUGCUCUUCUUCUCCGGCGUCCUCAAGGGCCUUUUGCUCCUCCUCUGGAACGUGCUCUUCGGCGGCGGGCUGGUGGAAAGCGCCAAGAAGCUCACGGUGACCGAGCUGCUGGCCAGCAUGCCCGACCCCACGCAGGACGAGGUCCACGGGGACCUGGGGCCGGCCGAGGACGGGCAGGAGGCGGCCGAGGGCGAGGAGGCGGCCCAGUUUGUGGAGGCCGGCAAGGAGGAGGCCCCUGACGAGGCGGGGGACGUCUUCAGUCUGGAGAUGAAGAAGGACGCCGGGCAUUACCGAGCGACCGCCCCCGAUGCCCCCGGGGGGCUGGGGGAUAUGGGGGACACCACGGCGGUGGAACCGCCCACCCCCGAGGGGACUCCCAUCCUUAAGAGGAAGCUGGGGCUGGAAGGGGAGGAGGAGGCGGCCCAGCCGGAGCCGGAGAAGAUCGAAGAACCGCCUGCAGAGGCCGAGAAGGCCGACACGGAGAACGGGGAGAAGGCGGGGCCGGAGGAGCCGGAGGCCCCCCAGGAGCCGGCGACCGAGGCCCCGAGGAAGCACCGGAGGAAGUCGGCCACCCCGCGGGAGCGCAAGGAGGAGCCGGCCGCCGGCAGCUUGGAGUUCUGGGCCGAGCUGGAGAUCCAAAGGGUCAAGUUCCUGAACUACCUGUCCCGGAACUUCUACAACCUGCGCUUCCUGGCUCUCUUCCUGGCCUUCGCCAUCAACUUCAUCCUCCUCUUCUACAAGGUGUCGGACUCCCCGCCGGGCGAGGAGGAGCUAGAGGACUCCGGCUUGCUGGAGGAGCUGGCGGGGGGCUCGGGCUUCGGGGCCAGCGGCGACGGGGCCGGGGAGGACGAGGAGGAGGACAGCGUGGUCUAUUUCUUCCUGGAGGAGAGCACGGGCUACAUGCAGCCCACGCUGCAGUUCCUGUCCAUCACCCACACGCUGGUCGCCUUCCUCUGCAUCAUUGGCUACAAUUGCCUCAAGGUCCCGCUGGUGAUUUUCAAGCGGGAGAAGGAGCUGGCCCGAAAGCUGGAGUUUGACGGGCUCUACAUCACCGACCAGCCCGAGGACGACGACAUCAAGGGCCAGUGGGACCGGCUGGUGCUGAACACCCCGUCCUUCCCGAGCAACUACUGGGAUAAAUUCGUCAAGAGAAAGGUGCUGGAGAAAUACGGCGACAUCUACGGGCGGGAGCGGAUCGCGGAGCUGCUGGGCAUGGACCUGGCCAGCCUGGAGAUCAGCGCCCAGAGCGAGAGGAAACCGCAGCCCGACAAGUCCCUGCUGACGUGGAUCACGUCCAUCGACAUCAAGUAUCAGCUCUGGAAGUUCGGCGUCAUCUUCACCAACAACUCCUUCCUCUACCUGGUCUGGUACAUGGUCAUGUCCCUGCUCGGCCACUACAACAACUUCUUCUUCGCCGCCCACCUGCUGGACAUCGCCAUGGGCGUCAAGACGCUGCGCACCAUCCUCUCCUCCGUCACCCACAACGGCAAGCAGCUGGCGAUGACGGUGGGGCUGCUGGCCGUGGUCGUCUACCUCUACACCGUGGUGGCCUUUAACUUCUUCCGCAAGUUCUACAACAAGAGCGAGGACGAGGACGAGCCGGACAUGAAAUGUGACGACAUGAUGACAUGCUACCUGUUCCACAUGUACGUGGGGGUGCGGGCGGGCGGGGGCAUCGGGGACGAGAUCGAGGACCCGGCCGGCGACGAGUACGAGCUUUACCGCGUGGUGUUCGACAUCACCUUCUUCUUCUUCGUCAUCGUCAUCCUGCUGGCCAUCAUCCAGGGCCUGAUCAUCGACGCCUUCGGGGAGCUGCGCGACCAGCAGGAGCAGGUGAAGGAGGACAUGGAGACCAAGUGCUUCAUCUGCGGCAUCGGCAGCGACUAUUUCGACACGACGCCGCACGGCUUCGAGAGCCACACGCUGGAAGAGCACAACCUGGCCAACUACAUGUUCUUCCUGAUGUACCUGAUCAACAAGGACGAGACGGAGCACACGGGCCAGGAGUCCUACGUCUGGAAGAUGUACCAGGAGCGCUGCUGGGAUUUCUUCCCCGCCGGCGACUGCUUCCGCAAGCAAUACGAAGACCAGUUGGGCUAGAGCCGGCUGCGACCCCCCCACUCCAGCACGGACCCCCCCAGUGCCCCCUCGGGGGGGGCGCCAGGGCUAGGAGGCGGCUGGUCCUUGGGGGGGGCACCGCUGCUGCUAAUCUCCCCCUGUGACCCCUCCCCCCGGCAGGGCCAGACACUGACACUCACCAGCGGGUGGGGGGGCAGAGUGGGGGGCAGAGGCCAGGUGGGGGUUGGGCUGUCACGGACCCGCCCCCCCCGGGCCCACCUUGAUCCCCCCCGGUCUCUGCCCGUGGGGGUUCCUGGGGGGGGGGCUGAUCCCAAGUGCCUUUUUAUAGCUCCCCCCAGUGCUGGGGGGGGACUCGCUGUUGCCCCAUGAGGGGCCCAUGCACGGAGGCUGCCGGAUGCCCCCAAACACGGCGGGGGGGCGGGAGACGGGCCAGGGCCUGCAGGGGGCAGCGCCGUGCCCAACCCCCGGUUCCUGGUCAAUAAACGAGAGGUGAUUGAU